Messenger RNA from Peronospora matthiolae, 1314 nucleotides. The record is from the annotation of a GenBank genome assembly. Lineage: Eukaryota; Oomycota; Peronosporomycetes; Peronosporales; Peronosporaceae.
AUGAGUGACUUAACGAGAGCAACUGACCACCUAGUGCGUCUAGCCCCGACGAUCGUACGGGACGACGCCCAGACCUGUGAAGACACGCUAUUGCAUGAUGAACACAACGCUUCUAUCAUCAUGGACGACACGGUAUCACGAGAAACGCCGUGGACACCCAAGAGCCUAGGACGAGCGAAGACUGCCAUUAUUUAUAAACAAACAAUGAACGAUACGCUGCUCGUAUUGGAGCACAGCUUCUUCUUUAUCAGUGGAUGGGUGUCGUACUUUGUGUCGUUGCAAGAAGAUAGCAUCCUACUGUUUGCCACGCGCGAGCGAUGGGAGCAAGGAUACAAGCCCGACAAGGUCAUUGACCUGCAUCACAUGCUGCUGCUUGGAGAUAUGCACGUCGAUGCAGUCGAAGGCUACUCGUCGCUGCAAAACAGCGAUGGCAAGUCGCGACUGUUUCGUCGCAAGUUGCUACAAGUCGACAGAGGGGACGAGAUACAUGAGAAGCAUCGACAAGGCUUGGUGGAUCCUGCCAGAAAUAGGGUGGACAAGCAGAGCGCUAGUGCGCACUGCAUUCUGGAAUUCGGCUCAUACAAUCAGUGCACAUUCGAGUUGUGGACAAAAGCGAUUCGCCACGUCUUGGCCGUUAAACGAGAAGCACAGCUGCAAGCAUCACGUGGUAACCAGAGCGAAGAACGCACAGGCUCUGAAUAUGACGAUGGCACGGCAAAGUGCUGGGUGUCACCGGGACAAGAUUUGAAGGUGACCUUGCUGCAAAGUGAAAUUUGGUGCAGCCGCGUGCUCUCUGGAGAAAAGGAGAAAGCCGAGUCGGAAAUCCGACGGAUCGUAGCAAUGGAGAAGUUAGUGGCUCAAGUUGAUCACUCUCAGAUGGCUUUAUUGGUCUACGAGAAGGUAAGUCGCGUGCACGAAUUGUUCUCUGCCAACAGUCGGCGAGAAAUUGACGGUGUCGAUGGACGGGAAGUCCCGAUGUCAGCCGAGGUGCUUAACUUCUUUGCAGACCAUCUGAAACGGAAAUACGCCGUGUUUUUGAUCCUCGCGUUGACCUACGGGGUCAAUGAGGCGGAAAUCCGGGAAGCUCACGAGCGAAUGUGUCACGAAAACGCCGCCGUUCAUGCAGGAGUUGGUGGCGGUAGUGGCAAGCAGCAUCAAACUAUUGCUUCUUGUUUUGGGUUUCAAGACCAAGAAAGCAUCGAGUUGUACGAAAAUUAUCGUGAAUCAGCUGCCAACUAUCACCGAUGGUUCGACAAGACGUUGACGAGUCGAGCGCAAUGCUUUCGAUUCUCAACACCAUCAAGACGCGUUUAA